CUUCUCUCUCUCCUCUCUCUCUCUCUCUCUCUCUCUCUCUUUGCGUAGCUUACGUCUCGUGCUCUCUCUCUCUAUAAAUCCCUCUUUCUCUCUCUUUCGAUUCACGAGAUGGUCGAGGGAACCCUAGGACGCCGAUUCCUCGAGCUGGGCCCUUGAAGCUUCCGCCGAUUCCGCCUUCCAAUCGCCAUUUUCGACCUCCUUUUGCGCGAAAUUUGGGCUCCUUCCGCGGUUUUGAAUCGAUCGAGCUCUGGAACGGCGAUCUCGGUGCGGAAAUGUCGUCGCUGAGCCGAGAGCUCGUGUUUCUCAUCCUCCAGUUCCUGGAGGAGGAGAAGUUCAAGGAAUCCGUGCACAAGCUUGAGCAAGAGUCGGGGUUUUUCUUCAGCAUAAAGUACUUUGAGGAGAAGGCGCUUGCAGGGGAGUGGGAUGAGGUGGAGAGGUACCUCUCUGGUUUUACCAAGGUUGACGAUAAUAGGUAUUCGAUGAAGAUCUUCUUUGAGAUCAGAAAACAGAAGUAUCUUGAGGCGCUCGACAGGCAUGACAGGGCAAAGGCAGUUGAGAUAUUGGUGAAGGAUCUUAAAGUGUUCUCAACGUUCAAUGAAGAGUUGUAUAAAGAAAUUACACAGCUUCUCGCACUCGACAAUUUUAGAGAAAACGAGCAACUGUCCAAAUAUGGGGACACCAAAUCUGCUCGCAGCAUUAUGCUCAUAGAACUCAAAAAGUUAAUAGAAGCGAAUCCUCUUUUUAGAGAGAAGCUGGUCUUUCCCACUCUCAGGGCUUCACGCCUGCGAACUCUAAUUAACCAAAGUUUGAACUGGCAACAUCAGCUUUGCAAAAAUCAACGGCCAAACCCCGACAUCAAGACAUUGUUCACAGACCAUACUUGUUCCCCUCCUAAUGGAGCUCGCGGUUCACCAGUUUCUGUUCCACUUGCGGCUGUUCCAAAGGCUACUCCUGCAUACACGCAGCUUGGAGCUCAUGGUCCAUUCCCACCUCCAGCAGCAGCUGCGAACGCAAAUGCUUUAGCAGGUUGGAUGGCUAACGCUACUGCUUCCUCUUCAGUUCAGUCUGCUGUUGUUACGGCAUCAUCAAUACCUGUGCCAUCAAGCCAAGUUUCUAUGUUGAAACGGCCAAGAACUCCUCCAAAUGCACUAAGUAUGACAGACUAUCAGAAUGCAGAUUCAGAGCAACUAAUGAAACGUCUGAGGCCAGGCGUGCAUCCUGCUGAUGAGGUCCCUUACCCUGCACCUAUUCCACAAGUUGCAUGGUCAUUGGAUGACUUGCCAAGAAUGGUAGUCUGUACGUUAACGCAAGGUGCUAAUGUUACGAGCAUGGACUUCCAUCCUUCUCAUCACACUCUACUCCUUGUUGGUUCUGCAAAUGGUGAAAUAACACUUUGGGAGAUUGGCUUACGGGAGAGACUGGUGUCAAAGCCAUUCAAGAUAUGGAAUAUGUCAUCUUGUUCAACACAAUUUCAGAGUACUAUUGUCAAAGAUUCUUCAAUGUCCAUUAGUCGAGUUGCUUGGAGUUCUGAUGGAAGUUUGAUAGGCAUGUCUUUAUGCAGGAUGAUGAUACUCUAUGCUUGUUCCUCUCUCCCCCUUUUCCUCCCCUUAAGCUUUAUUUACAUGGUUGUAGGUGUCGCAUUCACAAAACACUUGAUUCACCUGCAUUCAUAUCAAGCGCCGAAUGACCUACGCGAAGUUAUAGAGAUUGAUGCUCACACUGGAGGGGUUAAUGAUAUAGCAUUCUCUCGUCCAAACAAAGAAAUUUGUGUUGUAACUUGUGGAGAUGAUAAGUUAAUAAAGGUCUGGGAUACUCGUGGCCAAAGGCUUUUUGUAUUUGAAGGGCAUGAGGCACCUGUUUAUUCUAUAUGCCCUCACCACAAGGAAAGCAUUCAGUUCAUCUUCUCCACAUCUCUGGAUGGAAAAAUCAAGGCAUGGCUAUAUGACAAUAUGGGAUCUAGGGUAGACUAUGAUGCACCAGGACGCUGGUGCACUACUAUGUUGUACAGUACUGAUGGGAGUAGAUUGUUCUCAUGUGGGACGAGCAAAGAUGGAGACUCUUUCUUGGUCGAGUGGAAUGAAAGUGAAGGAGCCAUAAAGAGGACAUAUAGUGGGUUCCGUAAAAAAUCAGCUGGUGCCGUGCAGUUUGAUACCGCCAAGGAUCACUUUUUGGCUGCUGGCGAAGAUAGCCAGAUUAAGUUCUGGGACGUUGACAAUCCUAAUAUGCUCACAAGUACUGAUGCUGAGGGCAGUUUACCGAGUUUUCCACGUCUGAGAUUCAACAAGGAAGGGAAUCUCCUUGCUGUAACAACGGUGGAUAAUGGUUUUAAGAUACUUGCUAAUGCUGAUGGCCUCCGAUCAUUGCGGGCUUAUGGCACCCGAUCUUUUGAACCAUUUAGAUCUCAAUAUGAGGCUUCUCCUAUCAAGUUUUCAGGUGCGCCUGUAGUUGCAAGCAUCUCUCCAAACAUCAGUAGAGUGGAACGUCUGGAGAGAAACUCUCCUGCAAAGCCAACUCCUAUCCUUAAUGGUGGUGACUCAACAUCAAAAAACAUAGAUAAUAAGGCAAGGAUUUCAGAAGAAUUGCCUGAUAGAGCAAAACCAUGGGAAUUGGCUGAAAUUCUAAAUCUGCAACAAUGCCGGGUUGUUACGAUGCCAGAAACUCCAGAUCCUGCCAGCAAGGUGGCUAGACUUCUGUACACUAAUUCGGGAGUUGGACUUUUGGCUCUUGGGUCUAAUGCAGUUCAGAGGCUCUGGAAGUGGAGCCGCAAUGAGCAGAAUCCAACUGGAAAGGCCACAGCUAGUGUUGUGCCACAGCAUUGGCAACCAAAUAGUGGCCUUGUUAUGACUAAUGAUGUAUCAGAUAACAAUCCUGAGGAAGCUGUCCCUUGCAUCGCCCUGUCGAAGAACGAUUCUUAUGUGAUGUCUGCAUGUGGUGGGAAGGUUUCCUUGUUUAACAUGAUGACUUUCAAGGUAAUGACCACGUUCAUGCCACCCCCUCCAGCUUCGACAUUCCUAGCAUUCCACCCUCAAGACAAUAAUAUCAUAGCAAUUGGAAUGGAUGAUUCAACCAUCCACAUAUACAAUGUGAGGGUGGAUGAGGUUAAAAUGAAACUCAAAGGCCACCAGAAGAGGAUAACAGGAUUGGCAUUUUCCAACAAUCUUAAUAUCCUUGUAUCUUCAGGUGCUGAUGCGCAGCUUUGUGUGUGGAACACAGAGAACUGGGAGAAGAAGAAAACUGUGCCUAUCCAGCUUCCAGCUGGCAAGCCAGCUUCUGGGGACACUAAGGUCCAGUUUAGUUCUGACCAAUGCCGCUUGUUAAUUGUCCAUGAAACGCAGCUAGCUAUAUAUGAUGCUGCCAAAAUGGAGCGUAUUCAUCAGUGGCUUCCGCAGGACACGCUGUCAGCUCCAAUAUCGCAUGCAUCUUACUCGUGCAACAGCCAAUUGAUUUACGCUUCCUUCUGUGAUGGUAACAUUGGUGUGUUCGAUGCCGAUAAUUUGAGACUAAGAUGUCGAAUAGCGCCUCCAGCAUACAUGCCCCCGACCUCUUUGAAUAGUAACCCGCCCAUCUAUCCUGUUGUUAUUGCGGCGCACCCUCAAGAGCCGAAUCAAUUUGCUGUUGGAUUGACUGAUGGGUCAGUUAAAGUAGUCGAACCGUUAGAGUCCGAGGGGAAGUGGGGUACUCCCGUUCCGGUAGAUAAUGGAGUCCCUAAUGGACGGACAUCGGCAUCAUCAGCUACCAGCAACCCACCUGCCGAUCAAAUCCAACGGUGAAUACUCUCUCAUCAUGUAAUGUAAAUGUUUUUAGUCUAAAUGUGGUGCCGCUUGUAUUCAUACCGUAUUUGUUUCUUUUUUUUUUUUUGAAAAAAACUUUUAUUUUUCCCAAAUGUUCUCCUCUCAAAGGAACUCAUAAGGUGAAAACAAAUAAGAACAGUGUUUGUUUAUGCUUUGUCGUAAGUGAUGAUACUGAUUUGACUAGAACUAAUGUUUGUAGGUUCUUUUUAAACUUUAUUUUUCUCAAAUGUUCUUUUCUCAAUGUAACUCAUAAGGCGAAAACAAUAAGAACAGUGUAUGUUUGUGCUCCUUGUAAAUUAUACUACUGAUUCUGCCAGAACUAAUGUUUGAUAUUGUUGGAAAAGGAAUCUUGUUACUGAGAUGUAGCAGCAGCCAAUC
Ananas comosus (pineapple) is the source of this 4169-nucleotide messenger RNA. RefSeq names its product protein TPR1-like. Lineage: Eukaryota; Viridiplantae; Streptophyta; Magnoliopsida; Poales; Bromeliaceae. Gene Ontology annotation, biological process: regulation of DNA-templated transcription. The record is from RefSeq and is a predicted model, not a curated record. Gene Ontology annotation, molecular function: protein binding.